Penicillium cinerascens is the source of this 1464-nucleotide messenger RNA. Its product is annotated as alpha-mannosyltransferase. NCBI's taxonomy places the organism in Eukaryota, Fungi, Ascomycota, Eurotiomycetes, Eurotiales, Aspergillaceae. Bases 1 to 1464 code for a protein of 487 amino acids. The transcript has a single exon. The record is from RefSeq and is a predicted model, not a curated record. Gene Ontology annotation, molecular function: alpha-1,2-mannosyltransferase activity. Gene Ontology annotation, biological process: mannan biosynthetic process. Gene Ontology annotation, cellular component: Golgi apparatus.
AUGGCUAUCCCACGAUCCCUUCUACGUGUGCGCACGCUGCUAACUGCGCUGGUCAUCGCCUCGUUCCUAACCUGGGCUUUCUCGCGCUGGCGCGCCGAUACCGCUUCUUCCUCCGACGGCACCGGCCGGCCUGCACCACUCGAUCUCACGGCCGGGCACCAGGACUUUUGGAGCACUUUCCAUGGGUAUCUUGUGAAAUAUGCACCCAAUACCACACCCAUCAUCGAGUUCACGAAAGCCCCGACCGAGGGAUUCAAGGCGAAGGAUGCUCUGCCGAGGCCGGAAUACCUGUUUGUCGAACAGGAUGAUGUUGAGAGGAUGAAGGAGGCGCAUAGGGGGUUCGUUGGAGCUAUUACUAGCGAACCACCGCAAUUGCAAUAUGUCCCUGGUACCAAGGGCGUCGUAUCGACCGCAGGCGGCUCAUACCUACCAGUGCUGGUGAUAUCACUGCGCAUGCUCCGCCGGACGGGGUCCACGCUGCCGAUGGAGGUAUUCCUCGCAGACGAGCACGAGUACGAAGAGUACGUCUGCGACGUGGUGCUGCCAUCUCUGAACGCGAAAUGUAUUGUUCUUUCGCGGAUUCUCGCCGCGGCGCCUGCGAAAAUCGAAAAGUACCAGUUCAAGCCAUUCGCUAUGCUCUUCUCGUCCUUCGAGGAGAUUCUUUUCCUCGACGCGGACGCCUUCCCGCUCGAGCAGCCGGAAGAGAUCUUCAAGAGCGAGCUAUUUCGCACUAGAGGACUGGUCACUUGGCCUGAUUUCUGGGCGUCCUCGGUCUCGCCCAUCUUCUACGAGAUCGCCGGCACGUCUGCCCCGCCCAUGAACCUACGCCAGUCCACCGAGUCUGGCGAGCUAUUCGUCUCGAAGAAAACCCACCUCCGCACCCUGCUCCUCGCCACCUACUACAACUACUGGGGCCCCUCGCACUACUACCCCCUCCUAUCACAAGGCGCCGCCGGCGAAGGCGACAAGGAAACCUUUAUCGCAGCAGCAACCGCGAUAGGCGAGCCGUUCUACCAAGUCAGCGAAUCCAUUUGCGCCCUCGGCCACCGCAAAGAAGGCGGUCUAGCCGGUUCCGCCAUGGCGCAGUUCAAUCCCAUCGAAGACUUCGAACUUACACGACAGGGCAAGUGGCGCGUCAGAGGCGACGAAGCCCCCGCGCCAGGCGUCUUCUUCAUUCACGCCAAUUUCCCCAAAUUCAACCCCGCUACUAUCUUCGAUCAGCAUGAGGUGAACCCGGCGUUUAAUGAUGAUGGGUCCUACACACGCGCGUGGACGAUUCCCGAUGAUGUUGUGGCGAGGUUCAGUGCAAAGGUUGAUGUUGAGAAGGCGUUUUGGAAGGAGAUUCUUUGGACGGCUUGUGAGCUUGAGGCUAAGUUUGUUAGUUGGGAGGGACAGGAUAUGAUUUGUGAUAAGGUUAGGCAUUACUGGCGGAGUGUUUUUGAGCAUAAGCCGUUGCCUUCUUGA